AAUGUCGUUUGUCCUGAUGGUCAUUCAGAGUGUCCAGGUGACACCACAUGCUGCCAACUGUCUUCAGGUCAGUGGGGUUGUUGUCCACUUCCCCAAGCUGUUUGCUGUAGUGAUGGAGAGCAUUGCUGCCCAAACGGAUAUACCUGUGAUGUUGCAGAAGGAACGUGUACAAAAGGCGACAAGACUGCAAUACCAAUGUCGAAGAAGAUCCCAGCAUUGAAGAGAAUAAUCAAAGCGAAUAGUGUUGUUUGUCCUGAUAGUCGAUCAGAAUGCCCAGAUGGCAUGACCUGUUGCGAAUUGCCUUCAGGCCAGUGGGGUUGUUGCCCUCUUCCAAAAGCUGUUUGCUGUAGUGAUGGAGUGCAUUGCUGUCCAAACGGGUAUACCUGUGAUGUUGCAGAAGGAACGUGUUCUAAAGGAGACAAGACUGUAAUACAAAUGUCAAAGAAGAUCCAAGCACUUAAGAGAAUAAUGAGAGCGAAUAAUGUUGUUUGUCCUGAUGGUCAAUCAGAGUGUCCAGAUGGCAACACAUGUUGCAAACUGUCUUCAGGCCAGUGGGGUUGUUGUCCUCUACCAAAAGCUGUUUGCUGUAGCGAUGGAGAGCAUUGUUGUCCAAACGGAUAUACCUGUGAUGUUGCAGAAGGAACGUGUACUCAAGGAGACAAGACCGUAAUACAAAUGUCAAAAAAGAUCCCAGCAUUUAAGAGAAUAACCAAAGCGAAUAAUGUUGUUUGUCCUGAUGGUCAAUCAGAGUGUCCAGAUGGCAGCACAUGUUGCAAACUGUCUUCAGGUCAGUGGGGUUGUUGUCCACUUCCCCAAGCUGUUUGCUGUAGUGAUGGAGUGCAUUGCUGUCCAAACGGAUAUACCUGUGAUGUUGAACAAGGAACGUGCACCAAAGGAGACACAACUUUUAUACCAGUUUCAAUAAAGGUCCAAGCAUUGAAAAGAAUAAUAAAAUCGAAUGGUGUCGUUUGUCCCGAUGGUGAAUCACAGUGCCCAGAUGGCAACACAUGUUGCAAACUGUCUUCAGGCCAGUGGGGUUGUUGUCCUUUGCCAAGAGCUGUUUGUUGUAGUGAUGGAGUGCAUUGCUGUCCAAACGGGUAUACCUGUGAUGUUGCAGAAGGAACGUGUUCUAAAGGAGACAAGACUGUAAUACAAAUGUCAAAGAAGAUCCAAGCAUUUAAGAGAAUAACCAAAGCGAAUAAUGUUAUUUGUCCUGAUGGUCAAUCAGAGUGUCCAGAUGGCAGCACAUGUUGCAAACUGUCUUCAGGCCAGUGGGGUUGUUGUCCUCUACCAAAAGCUGUUUGCUGUAGCGAUGGAGAGCAUUGUUGUCCAAACGGAUAUACCUGUGAUGUUGCAGAAGGAACGUGUACUCAAGGAGACAAGACCGUAAUACAAAUGUCAAAAAAGAUCCCAGCAUUUAAGAGAAUAACCAAAGCGAAUAAUGUUGUUUGUCCUGAUGGUCAAUCAGAGUGUCCAGAUGGCAACACAUGUUGCAAACUGUCUUCAGGCCAGUGGGGUUGUUGUCCUCUACCAAAAGCUGUUUGCUGUAGCGAUGGAGAGCAUUGCUGUCCAAACGGAUAUACCUGUGAUGUUGCAGAAGGAACGUGUACUCAAGGAGACAAGACCGUAAUACAAAUGUCAAAAAAGAUCCCAGCAUUUAAGAGAAUAACCAAAGCGAAUAAUGUUGUUUGUCCUGAUGGUCAAUCAGAGUGUCCAGAUGGCAACACAUGUUGCAAACUGUCUUCAGGACAGUGGGGUUGUUGUCCUCUACCAAAAGCUGUUUGCUGUAGCGAUGGAGAGCAUUGUUGUCCAAACGGAUAUACCUGUGAUGUUGCAGAAGGAACGUGUACUCAAGGAGACAAGACCGUAAUACAAAUGUCAAAAAGAUCCCAGCAUUGAAGAGAAUAAUCAAAGCGAAUAAUGUUGUUUGUCCUGAUGGUAAAUCAGAGUGUCCAAAUGGCAGCACAUGUUGCAAACUAUUCUCGGGCCAGUGGGGUUGUUGUCCUCUACCAAAAGCUGUUUGCUGUAGUGAUGGAGUGCAUUGCUGUCCAAACGGAUAUACCUGUGAUGUUGAACAAGGAACGUGCACCAAAGGAGACACAACUUUUAUACCAGUUUCAAUAAAGGUCCAAGCAUUGAAAAGAAUAAUAAAAUCGAAUAGUGUCGUUUGUCCCGGUGGUGAAGCACAGUGCCCAGAUGACAACACAUGUUGCAAACUGUCUUCAGGCCAGUGGGGUUGUUGUCCUUUGCCAAGAGCUGUUUGUUGUAGUGAUGGAGUGCAUUGCUGUCCAAACGGGUAUACCUGUGAUGUUGCAGAAGGAACGUGUUCUAAAGGAGACAAGACUGUAAUACAAAUGUCAAAGAAGAUCCAAGCAUUUAAGAGAAUAACCAAAGCGAAUAAUGUUGUUUGUCCUGAUGGUCAAUCAGAGUGUCCAGAUGGCAGCACAUGUUGCAAACUGUCUUCAGGCCAGUGGGGUUGUUGUCCUCUACCAAAAGCUGUUUGCUGUAGCGAUGGAGAGCAUUGUUGUCCAAACGGAUAUACCUGUGAUGUUGCAGAAGGAACGUGUACUCAAGGAGACAAGACCGUAAUACAAAUGUCAAAAAAGAUCCCAGCAUUUAAGAGAAUAACCAAAGCGAAUAAUGUUGUUUGUCCUGAUGGUCAAUCAGAGUGUCCAGAUGGCAGCACAUGUUGCAAACUGUCUUCAGGUCAGUGGGGUUGUUGUCCACUUCCCCAAGCUGUUUGCUGUAGUGAUGGAGUGCAUUGCUGUCCAAACGGAUAUACCUGUGAUGUUGAACAAGGUACGUGCACCAAAGGAGACACAACUUUUAUACCAGUUUCAAUAAAGGUCCAAGCAUUGAAAAGAAUAAUAAAAUCGAAUAGUGUCGUUUGUCCCGAUGGUGAAUCACAGUGCCCAGAUGGCAACACUUGUUGCAAACUGUCUUCAGGCCAGUGGGGUUGUUGUCCUUUGCCAAGAGCUGUUUGUUGUAGUGAUGGAGUGCAUUGCUGUCCAAACGGGUAUACCUGUGAUGUUGCAGAAGGAACGUGUACUAAAGGAGACAAGACUGUAAUACAAAUGUCAAAAAAGAUCCCAGCAUUUAAGAGAAUAACCAAAGCGAAUAAUGUUGUUUGUCCUGAUGGUCAAUCAGAGUGUCCAGAUGGCAACACAUGUUGCAAACUGUCUUCAGGCCAGUGGGGUUGUUGUCCUCUACCAAAAGCUGUUUGCUGUAGCGAUGGAGAGCAUUGCUGCCCAAACGGAUAUACCUGUGAUGUUGAAGCUGGAACUUGUAAUAAAGGAAGCAAGACGAGAAUAGGAAUGUUAACGAAGAUUCCAGUAAUUAAGAAAAUAACAAUAGUGGAUACUGUUAUGUGCCCUGAUGAUGAAUCACAGUGCCCAGAUGACAACACAUGUUGUAAACUAUCUUCAGGCCAGUGGGGUUGUUGUCCUUUACCAAAAGCUGUAUGCUGUAGCGAUGGUGAGCAUUGCUGUCCAAACGGGUACACCUGUGAUGUUGCAUUAGGAACUUGCACCAAAGGAGACAAAGAUGUCACUGGCCACCUAGUAGUUCAACCUUCAAAGAGAGUCAGUUAUGACGUGAAAACUGUGUUUUGUAAUGAUGGUGAGACUGAGUGU
Molecule: messenger RNA, 3632 nt
Organism: Porites lobata
Lineage: Eukaryota; Metazoa; Cnidaria; Anthozoa; Scleractinia; Poritidae
Source: the annotation of a GenBank genome assembly